Histoplasma capsulatum G186AR is the source of this 2189-nucleotide messenger RNA. RefSeq lists its product as uncharacterized. The record is from RefSeq and is a predicted model, not a curated record. Gene Ontology annotation, molecular function: transcription cis-regulatory region binding; DNA-binding transcription factor activity, RNA polymerase II-specific; zinc ion binding. Lineage: Eukaryota; Fungi; Ascomycota; Eurotiomycetes; Onygenales; Ajellomycetaceae. Gene Ontology annotation, cellular component: nucleus. Gene Ontology annotation, biological process: positive regulation of transcription by RNA polymerase II. The coding region runs from base 207 to 1898 and encodes 563 amino acids. The transcript is spliced from 6 exons.
GUACAACGGCCCCUCUGUGAUCUCGCUCGCAUGCUGAUUCUCCGGGAAGACCCUAAUUGAACGCGCUGAUACCACCAUAUAGCCGCAUUUGCUGAGACGGGGUCAACUAUGGCGUUGAUUUAGUCCUCACGAGGAAGGGAACCUCCCUGCAACAAGGUAGACAGAUGAUUUGCUGACGGCAGGUGGGGGAGUCUUGUUGUAUUCCAAUGACUCGGCGAGAGAGAAAGCAGUCCGAGAGCCGACGACGGACGGGCUGCUGGACAUGUAAGGAAAAGCAUAUCCAAUGCACCGAGGAAUGGCCGGUAUGUAGCCGGUGCGAACGACUGGGCGUGCGAUGUGUUCGUGGCCUCAAAUUGCUCUGGAGAGAGGAUGCGGCUCAGAGGGGUAUACACUUUGGUCGAGAAGGGACAUGGUCAAAACGUCCGACGACCAAACCGCGUACCAAAAUCGGAAUUGAUCAUGAAUUCGAUCCUGUCCCUUUGGACCAGUAUAUAGGUCGAUGGCUAUUUUUGAAUACGACAUACUGGGACUUUGGCGAAAGUGACGGGGAAGAAAUACCCAAAUGCUCGUUGGAGCAAUUGGAGGAGAUUGCCCAGUCGGUGAACGGUGUGGUCCGCUCCUCUCCAUGUCGGCCUCUAGGCCAUCCAUUAGUGCAUUAUUGCCCGGUCGAGAGCUUCCUUCUUGAUUAUUUCAUCCGGGGUAUCGCACCUUUCUGCUCGCUCAGCACCGAAUGCAACCCCUAUUUAUCGCUUGUCACGCCGCUGGCUUUGAAUUAUCAACAGCCCCAUAAGCCGCUGAGAAACACCCUCCUUGCUAUUGCUGCAAACCAACUUCAGCUCCUCGGCAACCACACGUAUGAGAGGGAAGCAUUUGUGUUCAAGCAGAAGGCGCUACAUGGCUUACAGAAUGAGAUCAACAAUAGAAAGCCAAGCGCUGGCACAGUCGCCACGGUCUUGAUGCUCUGUUUCCAUGAUAUAACUGAUGGAUGCACCCCAUCAUGGACAACACAUCUUCGUGGGGGUCUUCGGCUCAUGGCAAUGCUUCCACAUCAGAUGUGCGAGAGCGAGGCGCUGAAGAAGUUUUUCGUGAUGUAUUUUGUCGCUCAUGACAUUAUGGGUCGAACGGGAGCUGAAGAUUCCUCGGAGAUGGGACAAGAAGACCAUUCAUGGCUGGAGGACGAUGACCUUGAAGAGAUUGACGUAUUGAUGGGUUGUUCGAGGGGAUUAAUGACCUUGAUAAAUAAGAUAUCUGCUCUAGCCUCAAAGAAAUCAAAGGUCAUGAAAACGCGUCGGCUUUCACCACAAGAAGUCUCGACUUUCAAUGCGGCGAGGAAUGCCAUUGAGGACGAAUUACGAGUUCUCCACCAAAAGCUACCAAGCUACGCCCCUUUCCAAGCAGACCUCUUACGUAUUGCCGAAACAAAAAGACUCGCAGCGAUCUUAUAUUUGCGCGAACGCCUGGGAAGUCCGGCUGGUCUUUGCUACUUUUAUCCGCUUGAGAAGUUUAGUCGGCACCACAAGCAUGACCCUGAGCAUCGGUAUAAUAAUACAGGAAACCCAUCUCUCGGCAAUCAGGUCACUACUUCAGGUGCCGUGGAGACGUCGCCCUCAGGAUUCAAAGCCCGAAUCAUCAGCAUGAUAAUAAGCCUGAUAGAUACGCUCCCCGACUCUCCUACACUGCUAUGGCCACUGUUUAUUGUGGGUAACGUGGGGUUGGAUGAUGAGCAGCAUCGCCGUUUUGUGCUGGAUAGAUUAACGAGCAUUCAGAAGACGCGCAAUUUGGGCAGCGUUCGAAGAGCGCGAAUGGUCGUUGAAAAUGCAUAUCGUGCAAAGGAUAUUGAUUUCCCGCGAGGCAAGGUUUGGGGAGACAAUGAGCCAGGGGUGAUUAGCUUGGCAUGAUACGUUCAAAUCUUCUUUCUUCACCCCAUGCAAGUGGUGUUCACUUCUUUUCGGCAUUGCUGAUGUUAGGAUAUUUUAUUGUUGUUGCUCUGUUUGUCAGUUCUUGGUUGGGGCUCCUUACUACCUUAUUUCUUCUCCCCCUUCCUUUUCCACUAAGUCCCUAUAGAAAGAUUCUAUACUUGUAAUCCUUUUUAUAUUUUAGAAAAGUCAUUUAGUCACUUUACAGUCCUCCUUCCAAGGUUAUUUGAUAAGCGACAACUAAAUAAAAAUUCAAGGAUAUAUAUACUUGUU